This is a messenger RNA of Bombina bombina (fire-bellied toad), 984 nucleotides long. RefSeq names its product olfactory receptor 4Q3-like. The record is from RefSeq and is a predicted model, not a curated record. Gene Ontology annotation, cellular component: membrane. Bases 1 to 984 code for a protein of 327 amino acids. The transcript has a single exon. Gene Ontology annotation, molecular function: G protein-coupled receptor activity; olfactory receptor activity. Lineage: Eukaryota; Metazoa; Chordata; Amphibia; Anura; Bombinatoridae. Gene Ontology annotation, biological process: G protein-coupled receptor signaling pathway.
AUGGCAUAUAUAAACCACAGCUCAGUCGCAGAAUUCUAUCUCAGUGGACUUUCCAGCUCCUUUGACAUACAGAUGUCUUUUUUCGCCACAUUUCUUUUUUUGUAUCUUAUAACAAUAUCAGGAAACCUUCUAAUCAUGGCAGCAGUCCAAAAGGAUUCACGCUUACACUCCCCAAUGUAUUUCUUCCUUGGGAACCUAUCCUUUCUGGAUAUAUGUUAUUCCACUGUAACCAUCCCUAAAAUGCUUACUAACAUUCUGUCAACGAAGAAGACCAUCACUUUUAAUCAGUGUAUAUGUCAACUAUUUUUCCUCCAUUUCUUUGGUGGUACUGAAUGUUUUCUGCUCACUGCCAUGGCAUAUGAUCGAUAUGUUGCCAUUUGUAAUCCACUGAGCUAUCACAUUGUAAUGAACCCCAGAUUCUGUCUCUGGCUGCUGUUGUUAACAUGGGUGGGUGGAUUCCUUCAUUCUUUCACUCAAGCCAUUGUGACAUAUCAGCUUCAGUUUUGUGGUCCAAAUAGGAUUAACCAUUUUUUCUGUGACGUUCACCCACUCUCUGUUCUAGCCUGUUCUGAUACGUUAUUUAUUGAUAUCUUUAUCAUCGCCAACAGCGGAAUGAUCUCACUCACAUGCUUUGUAGUGUUGCUGUUCUCCUAUCUUGGCAUAAUUACUGCCAUAUUCAGAAUUCGCUCAGCGGAAGGGAGACACAAGACUUUCUCUACUUGUGCUGCUCAUCUCCUGGUUGUAACAUUCUUCUUUGGGCCAUGUGUAUUCAUUUACAUGAGGCCGCCUGUAAAUUAUACAGCAGACAAGUUGGUGUCUGUGUUAUACACAGUGUUGACUCCCUUGUUAAAUCCCAUCAUAUACACUCUGAGAAACCAGGAGAUGAAAAAUGCCUUAAAGAAACUUGGAAAAAUAAAAGUGUCCCCAGACACGAUACCUAUAGAGAAAAAUAUUUUAUCACAAUAUAAAGGCAUUGUAUCAUAA